UUCAACUGUUCAAAAGCACAAAUAAUCACUAAAUGUCUAAUCCAAGCGAGAUAACAUCCGACGAGCUGCUGCGUUUGCGCGAUCUCUGCCUGCAACGUUUGCGUGAUGAUGAACUCUAUUAUCUGCGCAACGAUGCAAAAUUGAGGGCGGUGACAAACACUCAGAGUUACGAGGAGUUUAAGGAUAUUGUUGAUGCAGCGCAUCUGCGUCCAAUUACCAAGCAAGAUAAAUCCAAUGCUAAGACCAAGAAUCGCCUGUGGAACUCGGCUGCUCCUGAACAACCCUCUUAAAUUAAUUGCAAUUAGUUAAUAAAAAAGCAAUUUAAAUUAUUA
Messenger RNA from Drosophila innubila, 332 nucleotides. Its product is annotated as coiled-coil domain-containing protein 103. The transcript is spliced from 2 exons. Gene Ontology annotation, biological process: epithelial cilium movement involved in extracellular fluid movement; determination of left/right symmetry; inner dynein arm assembly. Bases 33 to 290 code for a protein of 85 amino acids. Lineage: Eukaryota; Metazoa; Arthropoda; Insecta; Diptera; Drosophilidae. Gene Ontology annotation, cellular component: outer dynein arm. The record is from RefSeq and is a predicted model, not a curated record.